This is a messenger RNA of Pneumocystis jirovecii RU7, 516 nucleotides long. RefSeq names its product ribosomal protein L16. The coding region runs from base 1 to 516 and encodes 171 amino acids. The record is from RefSeq and is a predicted model, not a curated record. Gene Ontology annotation, cellular component: ribosome; mitochondrial large ribosomal subunit. Gene Ontology annotation, molecular function: structural constituent of ribosome; rRNA binding. The transcript is spliced from 4 exons. Gene Ontology annotation, biological process: mitochondrial translation. Lineage: Eukaryota; Fungi; Ascomycota; Pneumocystomycetes; Pneumocystales; Pneumocystaceae.
AUGAAAUCAAGAUAUGGCCAUCAAUAUGCACCCAGAAAUAUAAAAUAUAAAAAAGCACACAAGGGAAGGGUUUCUGUGCCUACAGGAAUGUCAAUUAAAGGAAGCACAAUUGUUUAUGGUGAUUUUGGUAUGCGUUUGAAAGGCUCAGGAAUUCGAUUUACCGCAAAACAACUUCAAGCAGCUGAAAUGGUGAUUAAACGAGUAAUAAAGUCUACAAAAGGUGCUAGAGUGUAUACACGUGUAGCAGCGAAUAUUCCUGUUUGUGUCAAAGGAAAUGAGACACGUAUGGGAAAAGGUAAAGGUGGUUUUCAUCAUUGGGCUGCAAGAGUUCCAAUUGGUCGUGUUGUUUUUGAAAUUGGAGGAGGAGGUAUUGCUAGUGAAGUUGCGUUAGAAGCUUUACGACAAGCAGAAUAUAAAUUACCAGGAAAAUGGGAGAUUAUCACACGAGGCACGCCUGCUCGAAUUGGAUUACAUCAAACUUAUCAAGAAAUGCCAUCUGAAAAGGCUGAUGCAUAG